AUGGAAAACGUCCUCGACGAUAUCUCCCACCGGAGAUACAACCCUCUGCGGGGUUCCCACAUUCUCGUCUCUCCCCACCGAACCAAGCGCCCUUGGCAAGGCGCCCAAGAGAGUCCCUCAAAGACCACGCUGCCCGACUAUGAUCCCAAGUGCUACUUGUGCCCCGGCAACCAGCGUGCCCAGGGUGACACCAACCCAAAGUACGACAGCACCUUUAUCUUUGUCAACGACUACAGUGCCGUGAAGGAGGAGCAGGCUCCCUAUGAUGGCAGCAAUGGAGAUGAAAUCGAAAAGCGCUUCCUGAAGGCCGAGCCCGUGACUGGCAAGUGCUACGUUCUGACCUUCUCCGCGGCCCACAACUUGACUCUCGCCGAUUUGGCUCCCAUCGAGAUCGUGCCCGUAAUCAAUGCCUGGACUGAGAUCUAUGCCGCACACCUGUCACCAUCCUCUCCCUUGGCUAAGAAUGCGCCGCCAACCCACCUCCAGCCAGUCAACCAUCACUCCAGCGUUUCCAGGCCCAAGGAGCAGUACCGCUACAUGCAGAUCUUCGAGAACAAGGGGGCUGCCAUGGGCUGCUCAAACCCCCACCCCCACGGCCAGGUCUGGACCACCAGCACUCUGCCCGAGGAGCCGGCCGCUGAGCUCGAGCAGCUGCGCCGCUACCGCGUCGAGCAUGGCGGUAGCCACAUGCUAGAGGACUACGCAGAGCUUGAGAGCCGCAAGCAGGAGCGCGUAGUCUUUGAGAACGAGGGCUUCAUUGUUGUCUGCCCGUGGUGGGCUACAUGGCCCUUCGAGACUAUGAUAAUCAGCCGCACACACAAGCGCGCCCUCGUCGACCUGUCCGACGCUGAUAAAACUCUGCUUGCUGAGGCUAUUGCGGAGCUCACCCGCCGCUACGACAACCUUUUCGAGACUCACUUCCCCUACAGCAUGGGUAUCCACCAGGCUCCCCUCGACGGCACCCAAGAAGAGGUGGAUGCUUCCUACCUGCACCUGCACUUCUACCCGCCGCUGCUGCGCAGCGCUACUGUUCGCAAGUUCCUGGUCGGCUAUGAGCUGAUGGCUGAGCCUCAGCGUGAUAUCACGCCUGAGCAGGCUGCUGCUCGUCUGCGUGGCUGCGGAGGGGAGCUGUACCGCAAGAAGAUGGAGUAA
Molecule: messenger RNA, 1152 nt
Organism: Penicillium cinerascens
Lineage: Eukaryota; Fungi; Ascomycota; Eurotiomycetes; Eurotiales; Aspergillaceae
Product: UDP-glucose:hexose-1-phosphate uridylyltransferase
Exons: 3
Coding region: 1-1152 (383 amino acids)
Biological process (GO): beta-D-galactose catabolic process via UDP-galactose, Leloir pathway
Cellular component (GO): cytoplasm
Molecular function (GO): UDP-glucose:hexose-1-phosphate uridylyltransferase activity; zinc ion binding
Source: RefSeq, a predicted model, not a curated record